Molecule: messenger RNA, 3540 nt
Organism: Neomonachus schauinslandi (Hawaiian monk seal)
Lineage: Eukaryota; Metazoa; Chordata; Mammalia; Carnivora; Phocidae
Gene: BBS9
Product: Bardet-Biedl syndrome 9
Exons: 23
Coding region: 470-3133 (887 amino acids)
Biological process (GO): cilium assembly
Cellular component (GO): membrane; BBSome
Source: RefSeq, a predicted model, not a curated record
UGGCUUGGAGUUAGGCGGGAGUGGGGAGUUGUCCCUUCCGCUGUUGCUGUCCUCUAUCUGCUACAUCCCACUGACUGCCUCCCUCACCAUUUCCUCCUCUUUGUGAGAAGCGGGACUUGCCGUUGUUCUGGCCUGCCUGGUCUCUUCCAAGGGAUUGAUGCCGUUUCCCCUGCGUGUCUGCGGGGUUGACACAGAAGGGAUGCAGGUUUACUCCUUGUGGGUGUCGCUCCAACUCUGUGGAGCUGGUGGUGCUCCCUGGUGAAGCUCUUUCUAUCUGGGACGUGGAACAAGUUGGAGCAGGGGAACGACAGGGAGUAGUGAAGCGAGGGGUUGCUUUGCUCUGCACUCUCCAUUCUUGCUCUCGUCGUUGCAGCCCUGGGACCCUGGUAGGCGUCCUUAAAGGGAAAUCUGCGGAGAGUUCGAGGAAAGGUGGGGCAGGACCCACCUGAUUCGGCAUCAGUGAACGAAAAUGUCUUUAUUUAAAGCCCGUGAUUGGUGGUCUACUGUUUUGGGAGAAAAAGAAGAAUUUGAUCAAGGCUGUUUGUGUUUGGCUGACAUUGACAAUACUGGAAAUGGACAAGAUAAAAUAAUUGUGGGUAGCUUUAUGGGAUACCUAAGAAUCUUUAACCCCCAUCCUGUAAAAACAGGAGAUGGAACUCAAGCUGAAGAUUUGCUUCUAGAAGUGCAUCUACGAGAUCCAAUAUUGCAAGUGGAAGUAGGGAAGUUUGUUUCAGGUACUGAAAUGCUUCAUUUGGCUGUGUUGCAUUCUAGAAAACUUUGUGUCUAUUCUAUCUCAGGAACCUUGGGUAAUGUGGAACAUGGAAACCAGUAUCAGAUCAAAUUGAUGUAUGAACAUAAUCUUCAGAGAACAGCCUGCAAUAUGACUUAUGGAUCAUUUGGUGGUGUAAAAGGUCGAGAUUUAAUUUGUAUCCAGUCUAUGGAUGGGAUGCUGAUGGUGUUUGAGCAGGAAAGCUAUGCUUUUGGGAGAUUUCUCCCUGGUUCUCUUUUACCUGGCCCUCUUGCUUACAGUUCCCGUACAGAUUCCUUCAUUACUGUCUCUUCCUGCCGACAAGUGGAAAGUUACAAGUACCAAGUACUUGCUUUUGCAACGGAUGCAGAUAAAAGACAGGAGACUGAACAACAAAAACUUGGUUCUGGGAAAAGACUUGUUGUGGAUUGGACUCUAAAUAUUGGAGAGCAAGCACUUGAUAUAUGUAUUGUCUCUUUCAAUCAGUCAGCAUCUUCUGUUUUUGUUCUUGGUGAAAGAAACUUUUUUUGCCUUAAGGAUAAUGGACAGAUUCGAUUCAUGAAGAAACUUGAUUGUAGCCCAAGUUGUUUUCUCCCGUAUUGCUCAGUUUCUGAAGGAACAACAAAUACUUUGAUUGGAAACCAUAAUAACAUGUUGCAUAUUUAUCAGGAUGUGACACUGAAGUGGGCUACUCAGCUUCCCCAUAUUCCUGUAGCAGUAAGAGUGGGCUGUUUACAUGAUUUAAAAGGAGUGAUAGUCACUCUGAGUGAUGAUGGUCACUUGCAGUGUUCAUACCUGGGGACAGACCCUUCUUUGUUCCAAGCUCCAAAGGUUGAGUCUAGAGAACUACACUAUGAUGAACUUGAUACAGAAUUGAAAGAACUUCAGAAAAUCAUCAAAGAUGUUAAUAAAUCACAAGGUAUUUGGCCCAUAACGGAGAGAGAAGAUGAUUUGAAAGUUUCCGCCAUGGUUUCUCCUAACUUUGAUUCAGUGUCUCAAGCUACUGAUGUUGAAGUGGGAACUGACCUUGUCCCUUCAGUCACAGUUAAGGUCACAUUGCAGAAUCGACUGGCACUGCAAAAAGCCAAAUUAUCAGUCUAUGUGCAACCACCUUUAGUAUUGACCUGUGAUCAGUUCACCUUUGAAUUUAUGGCACCAGAGAUGAGUAGAACAGUAUCCUUUUCUGUUUAUCUGAAAGGGAGUUAUACACCACCUCAAUUGGAAGGAAAUGCUGUUGUUUCUUAUUCCAGACCAUCAGAUCGAAAUCCUGAUGGCAUUCCUCGGGUUAUCCAAUGUAAAUUUAGACUUCCCCUGAAAUUAAUCUGUCUACCAGGUCAGCCUUCAAAAACUGCAAGCCACAAACUGACUAUUGAUACCAACAAAUCUCCAGUUAGUCUUCUCAGUCUCUUUCCAGGCUUUGCCAAUCAGUCAGAAGAUGAUCAGGUGAAUGUAAUGGGUUUUCACUUCUUAGGAGGUUCCCGAGUUACUCUUCUUGCUUCCAAAACCUCUCAACGGUAUCGCAUUCAGAGUGAACAGUUCGAAGAUCUUUGGCUCAUAACAAAUGAACUUAUUAUUCGCCUUCAAGAAUAUUUUGAAAAACAGGGAAUCAAAGAUUUUGCCUGUUCUUUUUCUGGAUCUAUGCCCCUUCAAGAAUAUUUUGAGUUGAUUGAUCAUCAUUUUGAGUUGCGGAUAAAUGGUGAAAAAUUAGAAGAACUCUUAUCUGAAAGAGCCGUACAAUUUCGGGCCAUUCAACGCCGACUAUUGACAAGAUUCAAAGAUAAAACACCUGCCCCCCUCCAACACCUGGACAUCUUGCUAGAUGGAACUUACAAGCAGGUAAUCGCUCUAGCAGAUGCAGUAGAGGAAAACCAAGACAAUCUGUUCCAGUCAUUCACCAAGCUGAGAAGUGCCACCCAGCUGGUGAUUCUGCUGAUUGGGCUGUGGCAGAAGCUUAGUCCUGACCAGGUUGCUAUUCUGGAAGCAGCAUUUCUGCCACUGCAGCAGGACACUCAAGAAUUGGGCUGGGAAGAAACAGUGGAUGCUGCCAUUUCCCACCUCUUGAAGACUUGCCUAUCAAAAAGUUCGAAGGAGCAGGCUUUGAACCUCAGCAGCCAGCUGAACAUACCCAAAGACACAAGCCGACUGAAGAAACAUAUCACCUUGCUCUGUGAUAGAUUAGCCAAAGGUGGACGUCUCUGCUUGAGUACAGAUGCAGCGGCUCCACAGACCAUGGUCAUGCCGGGUGGCUGUACUACCAUCCCAGAAUCAGACUUAGAGGAAAGAUCAAUAGAACAAGACUCCGCUGAACUGUUUACCAACCACAAACACCUCAUUGUAGAGACGCCCAUGCCUGAAGUUUCACCCCUCCAAGGAGUCUCGGAAUAGUUCAAGUAGAGUUGUCUGGAUGAGGGGAAGAUGGCCUUCCCAAGGCUGAUCCUGUGUGGACCUCAUGCCAAGCACAGAUGUAGGGCUGGUCCAGGUGCUUCAUCCAUCUCACCUGCUUGGAGAUGAUACUAUAUAGACAUGGGGAUUGGGAUUUUUUUAUUUUGCUAGGAGGACUUGUAAUACCAUGGGCAGGUCAGUUGAAACUUGUCUUACUGGGAAAAGCUAUUGCCGCUUUUUGGUCAUCUGUAUGCUUAUAGCCAUCGGAUAUAGUGAGAGGACAUCUUUUGGGGACAGACUUUAUAAUGCAGAGACCUAGAUCCAAAGUAAUUUGAUACCCCAUUUUUUUCACAGAAUUCUUAUGUAGUAAGUGUAUCAAAUUUAAUAAAGCAUCUCAUUGUCCAACAAAA